Messenger RNA from Salvelinus fontinalis (brook trout), 2167 nucleotides. RefSeq names its product protein tyrosine phosphatase non-receptor type 2b (gene ptpn2b). Gene Ontology annotation, biological process: protein dephosphorylation. The transcript has 10 exons. The record is from RefSeq and is a predicted model, not a curated record. Lineage: Eukaryota; Metazoa; Chordata; Actinopteri; Salmoniformes; Salmonidae. Bases 689 to 1975 code for a protein of 428 amino acids. Gene Ontology annotation, molecular function: protein tyrosine phosphatase activity.
CACUCAAAAAAAGCAGCUAUUUGUAGAAAUCCGCACGGAUGUUUAUUGUUCUCUUGUUGCCUUUUACUUUGCUUUCUUUAGACAUCUCUUUUCGGUGAUGGCGCACAACAAUACUCAGCCAGACUCCAAAGCCGAGUGGCAGCAAUCUGGAGUUUUUAGCGUGCGCAUGCAUGCGGUUACUAACGAUAUCCUCGCUAAGAGGUUUAUCUAGCUAGCUAUUUGGCUGACGGUUGUUCUCUUAUCCAUAGUAAGAUUAGAUCGACGGCUACAAACACAUCGUUUGUCAACAGCUUCAAACCCUUGCUGGUGGUUCCAACUAGUUAGCACAAGUGUUUAUUUGGAGAAUCGCAGAUUACAACUAUUUCCUGCAUUUGUUGGUCAACGGUUUUAACCUUUUAAACAUCCAUUGGUUGCUGCCUAGUGUGGCAAAUUGUGUUAUCAUGAUUUGAUAGUAAUCCGCUGUGUUUAAUUCUUUUAACGACACUCCUAAAGAUGAUUAACUGCCAUUCGCUGUAAGUUUGUUUCCCCUCCUUGACCAGUCAGUUGUGCUGAAGAAACCUGCCUUUGUCAUGAUUAUUUUUAGGGAUGAGAUUAUUCCUGAUCAAUAAGGAAUUCCUGCUCUUCUGACAUCCACUAUUCACAAACUACUAAAAUUGGCCCCCAAACCUAAACCAUUAUCUUACCAGUAAUGCAUAAGGCUCCAUUGAGUUCCCACAGCAUCGGCCAUCCAAUCAGCAAGUGUGACCAGAGGAUCUACAGUAACUCAACAUGUUCUGGUUCUGUGAAUAUCGAAAGUAGUCUGACCCUGUGUGUCUUCAGAAACCUCAUGGAAAUACGGAAUCAGUCCCAUGAAUGCCCUUUAAAAGUUGCUAAAUAUCCAGAAAAUCGCAACCGGAACCGAUACAGAGAUGUCAGUCCAUUUGAUCACAGCAGGGUUAAACUGGAGAACACAGAGAACGACUACAUCAACGCCAGCCUGGUGGUCAUGGAGGAGGCCCAGAGGAGCUACAUUUUAACUCAGGGUCCUCUGAGGAACACCUGUGGUCACUUCUGGUUGAUGAUCUGGGAACAGAAUACCAAGGCUGUCAUCAUGCUGAACAGAGUCAUAGAGAAGGGAUCAGAAAAGUGUGCUCAGUAUUGGCCAACGCAGGACGAGCAUGAGAUGCCGUUCAGAGAUACACAUUUCCUGAUAACGCUGAUUUCAGAAGACGUCAAGUCUUACUACACAACCAGAGUGCUGGAGCUGCAAAAUGACAAGACGGGGGAGAAGAGAGAGAUCUAUCACUUUCACUACACCACCUGGCCUGACUUUGGUGUCCCAGAAUCGCCGGCGUCCUUCCUCAACUUCCUGUUCAAGGUGCGGGAGUCUGGCUCGUUGGGGGCGGACCACGGACCGGCGGUAGUGCACUGCAGCGCUGGAAUUGGCCGCUCAGGGACCCUCUCAUUGGUUGACACCUGUCUGGUCCUGAUGGACAAGAGGAAAGACCCAUCGUCUGUGGACAUCAAGGCUGUGCUGCUGGACAUGAGGAAGUACCGUAUGGGUCUCAUCCAGACUCCUGACCAGCUACGUUUCUCCUACAGGGCUGUCCUGGAGGGAGCCAAGUACAUCAUGGGGGACUGCUCUGUACAGAAAAUGUGGCGUGAGCUAUCUAAAGAGGACCAGGACCCAGUGUCUGAUUCUGAAUCCCUUCUUCCUACCCAGCCACCCUCCAAGUGUCCCCUGGAGAAAUACAAUGGCAGCCGGGUGUCCCGGGGGGAAGACGGGGGUGAAGGAGAGUUGGGGGAGAGAACGACGGGGACAGAGUCACCAAAUAAGGAACAGGAUGUGGACGAGAGCACAGCUAAUGCUCGCAAGAGACCGCGAGAUGAGAGAGUGUCUAACUGGACCCCCAAGAUUACAGACCCCAAGCAGACGAAGCCCAGCAUAACAGACUCUGAAAAGAAGAGGAAAAGGCCGAGAACCAGUGACCGCUAACUAACUCCACCGUGGCUCCAGCUUCCUCCUGAUCUGGCUGCUGAGAUGACGUUGACAGGAAUCCCACCCCCCUCCACCUCAUACCCCCCCUCACUCCCUCUCCUUCCCCCCCUCCCUCUCCAUCUCCACCCUCUAUAUCCCCCUCCUUCUCCCUCUAUAGCUCCCCCCUCCCUCCCUCUAUAGCUCCCCCCU